GUCUGCAAAAACACAACUCUACUCCUUAUUGCUCUUAUACAAAUUCUCAAAAUGUCGAGAAGUUCAAGACCAUCAACGGCAGAAAAUCUGCGUAAAUCGCAGAAGCCAACACAGGUUUUAAAGAAACCUGCGCCUCGCAAUAGAUCAUAUGAUGGGGAUGCAUUCGUCAAUCUCUUUGGUCAUCGCGGGGCUCGAGACAUCAUGAUUUUGGACAGUCUUGGCGUUCCCCUGCGAUCCACUUGCAGUCAGAGACGCACUUUUCACUAUGUCACCAAUCUGAAGCCUCUUCUCUUUAUGGCCCGCAAUGUGGUGAGGGACUUGGAUCCCUCGAAUGACAUAACAUUCAUGCGGAUUCGAUCCAAUAUUGGUGAAAUUCACAUGACACUGGGCACCGAUUUUAUUUUGAUUAUAGUGCAAAAACUACGGAAGCUCAGAAGAAGUUCGGCACUAUAAAAUAAUUCACUAUUGCGUUGCGUGCGUUUGUGUGCGGAAGUUAAUUGCAGUGUACCCUUGUCGAUCCACUAAAAAUUAAAUUCGAUGCAAUUAUGGCAAA
Molecule: messenger RNA, 553 nt
Organism: Drosophila takahashii
Lineage: Eukaryota; Metazoa; Arthropoda; Insecta; Diptera; Drosophilidae
Product: dynein light chain roadblock-type 1
Biological process (GO): microtubule-based movement
Cellular component (GO): cytoplasm; cytoplasmic dynein complex; centrosome
Molecular function (GO): dynein intermediate chain binding
Source: RefSeq, a predicted model, not a curated record